Messenger RNA from Penicillium diatomitis, 1713 nucleotides. Its product is annotated as methionine--tRNA ligase MSM1. Gene Ontology annotation, molecular function: ATP binding; methionine-tRNA ligase activity. The record is from RefSeq and is a predicted model, not a curated record. The transcript has 8 exons. NCBI's taxonomy places the organism in Eukaryota, Fungi, Ascomycota, Eurotiomycetes, Eurotiales, Aspergillaceae. Bases 1 to 1713 code for a protein of 570 amino acids. Gene Ontology annotation, biological process: methionyl-tRNA aminoacylation.
AUGGCAACUCUGCGACGGGCUCUUCGCCCAUUUUCUAGCGCAUCACUCUCUACUACUGCGCGGCAGUCCUGGGCAUGCUCAGCUCACCGACAUUUACUCACCCAACGUCUUCAACGCGGGCUUGCGUCGGCGCCGAAAGCCGCCAAGAAGCCCUACUAUGUGACGACCCCAAUCUUUUAUGUCAAUGCUGCUCCUCAUGUCGGCCACUUUUUCACCAUGGUCAUCGCAGACAUUCUCAAGCGGUGGCAGAUCCUCCUCGGCAACGACGCAAAGCUUUUGACUGGAACCGACGAGCACGGCAUGAAGAUUCAACAGGCAGCCGCCGCAGCUGGGAUGGACACACAAGGCUUCUGUGAUAUGAAUUGCAGGACAUUCGAGUCUCUGGCAAAGGCAGCAAAUCUCGACAAUGACCACUUCAUCCGGACCACGGAUGCGGCUCACCGUGACGCUGUUCAGUAUUUCUGGGAGAUGCUAAACCACCGUGGCUACAUCUAUACCUCGAAGCACGAAGGGUGGUAUUCCGUGAGCGACGAGGCUUUUUAUCCGCAAACCCAAGUUCAGAACUCCUUGGAUCCUACGACUGGACGAAAGCGCAUGGUCUCAAUUGAAACGGGCAAGGAAGUGGAGUGGGCUUCUGAAGUCAAUUAUCAUUUCCGACUUUCUGCGUUCAAGGAUCGCUUGCUGGAGCUUUACAACCGACCAGGCUCUUUCAUCACGCCUUCAAAGUACGCGACUGCGGUGAUUCAGUCGGUGUCGUCCGGUUUACAAGACCUCUCAAUCUCUCGGCCGGCUGAGCGAUUGUCAUGGGGCAUCCCAGUUCCCGGUGACAGCACACAGACCAUCUAUGUAUGGCUGGACGCACUUGUCAACUACCUCACUUACGCAGGAUAUCCAUUUCCGCCAGGGUCGCAGAAUUCGUCUAUCUGGCCUGCCGAUGUACAUGUCAUUGGUAAAGACAUCGUCCGCUUCCACUGCGUCUAUUGGCCAGCCUUCCUGAUGGCUCUGGACCUUCCUCUUCCUCGGAACGUUCUUGUCCACGGCCAUUGGACCAUGAAUCGGGAGAAAAUGUCCAAGUCGACCGGCAACGUGGUCAAUCCGUUCUUUGCCAUUGAUCGGUUCGGAGUUGACGGCAUGCGUUUUUUCCUCGCCUAUCAAGGGGGCCUGUCAGAUGACGCAGACUACGAUAACUCGUUCAUCAUCCGUGAUUACAAGAAAUGGCUCCAGGGUGGAAUCGGCAACCUAGCGUAUCGUACCAUUGGGUGUGCCAAGGGAAAGCUGCCGUCGUACAUUGAGAAUGCCACGUCGAAUAGUCUCCCUGCUGGAACCGCUGCCGACGAUGAGCAUCAAGCCAUGCUUAUCGCUACGCCGCUCAAGGUUGCCGAGCACAUGACCGCACUGAACCCGCGCGCGGCAUUGCAGGAGAUCAUGACAAUCAUUGAGAAGACUAACAAGUAUUUCCAUGCGGCGGAGCCGUGGAAAAGCGCCAGCCCCGAAUGGGUCCUGUACAACACCGCCGAGUCGCUGCGCAUCUCUGCCAUUCUGCUGCAGCCCUUCCUGCCGGAGAAGUCGCAGGAGCUUCUCGAACUUCUUCGUGUGGAUAUGUCGGAUCCAUCGAAGCGGGCCUUCUCCGCGACCGUCUAUGGCUCCGAUUCAAGCUACGGCCAAGGCAUCAAGAAGGGGAUGCUGUUCCCUCCUUUGCUCACUGAGGAGUAA